GAGUGAGAUAUCCUCAUUUAUAAACGAUCUUUAGCGUGACGCAAAUUAUUGCGCGAAACUCAACAUCAGGGCAGCUAACGUGAGAACGGACAGGUUGAAAUGAGUAAAAAAGAUAACGGGGCGGCAGUCAUCCUUGCCUACCUAAACGAGAAGAACCGACCCUACAGCGCUCAGGACGUCUUCUGUAAUCUGCAGAAGCAGCAUGGAUUGGGCAAAACGGCGGUGGUCAAAGCCAUGGAGCUGCUUGCUCAGGAGGGCAAAAUAAAGGAGAAAAUAUAUGGCAAGCAGAAGAUCUACUUUGCUGAUCAGAAUCAGUUUAAAGAUGUAAAGGAUGAUGACCUGAAAGCGAUGGAUGGUCAGAUCUCAGAGCUUGGUGCAGAGCUGCAGUCCCUCACACAGAGCUGCAGACAGCUAGACGCAGAGCUGAAGGGCCUGAACAGUUCGCUCACUACAGAAGAGAUGGUGGCAGAGAUUAAAGAGCUGAAAGCGGAGUGCUCUGGACACAGAGCACGCGUGGAGAAGAUCAAGUCAGCUACGAACCAUGUCACACCAGAGGAGAAGGAGAAGGUUUACAAAGAGCAAGAGGUUUAUGUGAAGGAGUGGAAAAAGAGGAAGAGAUUGGCUUCAGAGAUGAUGAACGCCAUCCUGGAGGGAUAUCCAAAGAGCAAAAAGGAGUUCCUGGAAGAGGUUGGCGUGGAGACGGACGAGGACUGUAAGGUGGUGGUUCCAAGUUCUUGAACAAGGAAGUGGACCGCACAUCGGAGCUUUUUGAGCCACUUUAUUUAACAUUUCUUUUGAAUAAAUAAUAAAAGGAAAAAAAAUCAAACACAUUUGUACAAAAGUUAGCAUUCUUAUUGGCUAGACUACAUGUAGCUACUGCAUCGAGGGCUGAUUGUGACCCUAAAGGCAACUGUGGUGUUUUCUCCCCUUUAAAGCAUCUUCAUUAUCCUGAGCUUACAUAGAAAGUCAGCAAAUGAUUCAAACCUCUAACAGGCUUCAGAUAGUUUGCUGCAUACAUUAUUAUAUAGAGUGAACUGUUCAGCUGUUUCUAAAUCAACAUUUUCACAGUUGUUAAUACUGCCAAAACUGCUUUGGGCUCAUUCGCUGGUCACCACUACAAAACUACGAUCCUGCCCUUUUCUGCUGUUGGUUUUGCACUUUAUGUUCUCGUAUGCAAAUAAAAUAUUAAGUCCAUAAAUUGAA
Nothobranchius furzeri (turquoise killifish) is the source of this 1203-nucleotide messenger RNA. It is a transcript of the gene psmc3ip, whose product is annotated as PSMC3 interacting protein. NCBI's taxonomy places the organism in Eukaryota, Metazoa, Chordata, Actinopteri, Cyprinodontiformes, Nothobranchiidae. Gene Ontology annotation, biological process: homologous chromosome pairing at meiosis; meiotic strand invasion involved in reciprocal meiotic recombination; meiotic joint molecule formation. Gene Ontology annotation, molecular function: double-stranded DNA binding; recombinase activator activity. The record is from RefSeq and is a predicted model, not a curated record. Gene Ontology annotation, cellular component: condensed nuclear chromosome; DNA recombinase auxiliary factor complex.